This is a messenger RNA of Lactuca virosa, 1113 nucleotides long. NCBI's taxonomy places the organism in Eukaryota, Viridiplantae, Streptophyta, Magnoliopsida, Asterales, Asteraceae. The record is from the annotation of a GenBank genome assembly.
AUGGAUAACACCGGUAUUCUCUGUGCAGUUAUGCUCGAUACCAAACAAUGUCUAAUUCUUCUAAGUGUUUAUGCAUCUGAUAUGGAUCUAAUUUUGGCUUCUAUGGCAGUGGAUUGCUCUCCUGUGAGUUCAGUAGCUGCAAACAAAGCUUCUUUUGUAAAUACAUCAACUUCUGGGUCGCAAAAAAUACAUGUAAAUAAGAUGGUGCGGACAGAUUCACAAGAUCCUUCUGGGAGGAUGCAUGCUUAUCUGCAAGCUAAGCCUUCUAGACACCAUGAAAGCAAUUCUGGUUUGAAUUCUUUGAGGUCUUCCAUCAGACAUAGAAGGAAUCCUAAGGAAACUGCUGAUCUUACAAGUGUUCAGGAACUUAUUAAUGAAUUUGAACGUGGUUGUCACUCUGGUCUUUUGGACACUGUAAGGAACUGCACAUAUGUUGGUAUGGUUGAUGAUGAUUUUGCUCUCCUUCAACAUAAUACUCAUCUAUAUCUUGCCAAUGUUGUAAAUUUGAGCAAAGAGCUCAUGUAUCAACUGGUUCUGCAAGGAUUUGGUUACUUCAAUGCAAUACAGUUAAGUGAGCCUGCUCCAUUGCAAGAACUAAUCAUGCUGGCACUAAUUGAAGAAGAUCCAGAUUCACAAGGCAUGAAUGCCAAGCUACUAAGCGAGAAAUAUGAAUUGCUGGAUGAAUAUUUUGGCAUUCAUGUGGAUCCACAAGCCAAUUUGUCAAGGCUUCCUGUCAUACUUGACCAGUACACACUUGACAUGGACCGUGCUCCAGAAUUUCUUCUUUGUCUGGGAAAUGAUGUGACAUGGAAUGAUGAGAAAGUUUGCUUUCAAACAAUUGUUGCUGCUCUAGGAAACUUCUAUGAUAUGCAUCCACCUCUAUUGCCAAAUCCAUCAGGUGAAGGAGUUUCAGAUUUUUAUAAAAGACAAGGGAAAGGAAAUGUUUUAGGAGAUAAUGUUUUGACCUUUUUCAGGUUGAGUGGUCUGGAUGCCAUUAGUCUUGGAAAUGAAGUAGAAGAUGGACUUAUUGCUGCUGAUCCUAACCUUUCAUCUUUAGUUUUAUGUGGUAAAGAUUUUUGUGAUGCAAAUGGUAUAAAAAACAAUCACAAGUGA